GUGCAGCUCCUCAGCUCACAUUGUGGACCACAACUUUCACGACCGCACCUCCCAUGACAGCCUAGGAAAACAACCCCGACGAAGACAAACAAACAGGGAAGCAGAGGGGGAAACAGCGGACUCAGAAGAGCUGAAAGUGGUGGCGGAUUUCACUGUGGCGCACCGUGCGUAAAAGGCGCACCGGCCACCUCGCUGCGCGCUUGACCUCACUUUGAAAUUUGCCUCUUUUGUUUGUUUGUUUUUUGAAGAUACAUUUUCGGAUUUCACUCCAACAAAUAAUGUUGAAAAUGACAGAGGAGCAUGACAAAUGCGACCAGCCGUGCAGCCCAUCGGGCACGAACAGCUCCAUGUCCCAGGACGAGUCCGACUCCGACGCUCCGUCUUCACCGACGGGCUCCGACGGACAAGGAUCGCUGCUCACGGGUUUGGGCAAGAAAAUGGACUCCGAGGAUGAUGACCGGUUCCCGGCUUGCAUACGGGACGCCGUCUCUCAGGUCUUGAAAGGAUACGACUGGUCUCUGGUGCCCAUGCCCGUGAGAGGAAACGGGUCCCUGAAGAAUAAACCUCACGUCAAGAGACCUAUGAAUGCCUUCAUGGUUUGGGCUCAAGCAGCCCGGAGAAAGCUGGCGGAUCAGUAUCCACACCUGCACAACGCCGAGCUGAGCAAGACGCUGGGCAAACUGUGGCGGUAAGGACGCUCUUGAUUUAUUGUAUGAAGAGAAAUGAACGAAGGGGAGUGGGUCCAAGUUCUUGUAGUGAAAAGAAAAGACGGCGAGUGGAUUGAAGGAUUCAUAUUUACUCAGUAUUUGGUACUUUUAAUAAGUCUAAAUCAAGGUUUGAUUGUAAAUGUCAAGAAAAUAGAUAAAAAAUAAAGGAUUAAACUUGACAGUUACUCUUAAAAAACUCAAAUAUAACUUAUCUGACAGUUUCGUCUCUGCUUUCUGUUGAGUUUGACUUCAUUUAAUCUAAUUUUUGUACAUCUGUACUCCUUUAGUUUGCUCUCUGAGAGUGAGAAGAGGCCGUUUGUAGAGGAAGCAGAAAGGCUCCGAGUUCAGCACAAGAAAGACCAUCCAGACUAUAAGUACCAGCCCCGGCGACGAAAGAAUGUGAAACCGGGCCAGAGUGACUCGGAUUCAGGAGCAGAACUGGCACACCACAUGUACAAAGCUGAACCCGGGAUGGGAGGACUUGCAGGGAUCACUGACGGACACCACCACCCUGAACAUGCAGGUAUGUGAUCAAAAAUUCCCUCUUCAUCAGUGAUCUAUCUGCGGGGUGUAAAUAUUUCAUACUGCUGUGAACACUUUUAAAUCGUUUUGCAUCUGCUGUGUUGAACCCUCAUGAUUUAUUCCUUCCAUUUUCUCCUCCAGGGCAGCCCCACGGCCCCCCUACACCACCCACUACUCCCAAAACAGACCUGCACCACGGGGUGAAGCAGGAUCUGAAACACGAGGGCCGCCGCCUGGUCGACAGCAGCAGGCAGAACAUCGACUUCAGCAACGUUGACAUCUCUGAGCUCAGCACUGAUGUCAUCAGCAACAUGGAGACGUUCGACGUGCACGAGUUCGACCAGUACCUCCCGCUCAACGGCCACGCCUCGAGCUCCUCCGCCCUGCCUUCCGACCACAGCCACGGGGCUCCCGCACCUGGUGGCUCUUACGCUCCUUCUUACGGCCACGCGGGCGCGAACGGGUCAGCGUGGAGCCGCAAGAGCGCCAUCUCUUCUUCUCCGUCUGCCGGGGACGUGGGCCAACAUCGGCUUCAUAUUAAAACGGAGCAACUGAGCCCGAGCCACUACAGCGAGCACUCCCACAGGUCCCCCCCACACUCUGACUACGGCUCCUACAGCAGUCAGGCCUGUGUCACCUCCGCCACGUCAGCUUCCUCCUCUUUCUCCAGCUCGCAGUGUGACUAUACUGACAUCCAGAGCUCCAACUAUUACAACCCCUACUCUGGCUACCCCUCCAGCCUCUACCAGUACCCCUACUUCCACUCAUCCAGGCGGCCCUACGGCAGCCCCAUCCUCAACAGCCUGUCCAUGGCUCCUGCCCACAGCCCCACGGCCUCCAGCUGGGACCAGCCCGUCUACACCACGCUGUCACGACCUUAGGAGGACGAAAACAAAGUCAACUCGCACCAGAGACUCAUUCAGAUCGAUGCACUACUAAUGAAGGAAGUAAAGGAGCAGGUGGAGAAAAGUGUGAGACCGUUUGAACGUUAAAGAAACAGAAAAAAAGUGCCUGCUGAUUUUAUACAAAGUUAUAUCCUUGCGAUAAAAAAAAAAAGAAAAACAAAAACACACACUUGUCAGACAUUUUCCACAAAGACAAAUUGUGUUGUUGCCGGUGAGCCAAACUCCUCCAUGAGGAAAUGUCACCUACGCCUACAUCCUGUACAUCCCUGUCUUACCAGUUUCAGCGCACAUGUGUGUGUGCACACUUGAGGUAAAUGUAAAAGGCCUGCCUCUGCGUCAUUGUGUAGGAGAGAGAGAAACGCUUUGGCUCGAUCUUGUCGCCAAGCAGAUGGAGAAGCAGAUACAUCAGAGAAUGUACACGGGACCAAUUGUGUGAAUUUGCAGUCAAAUUUACAUUAAUGGCCGGAGCUGAAUCGCAGCACAUUUGGCCAUUUGCAUCAUGAGUGGAUCAGUCUUAACGAAAAAGGCUCACAUGAAUCUUAAAGUGUCAUUUGGGGCACGAAAAGUCUUAUAUAUAUUUAUGUUCAUGCAUUAUUGGUUUCUUUUUUUUUUUUCGUUCUUGAGUAGAUAAACACAUGUAAUGUGGGUUUGCUUAUUUACAGUACUGUUUGGCUUUUUAAUGAAUUAAGAUAAUGGACGUGAAAAGGACAGCACAAUAAUCCUGAUAUCAUUCCGUUAAAGACCAAGUUCCAGGAACAUCUCCAUUCCAAGCAAAACCGAGCCGGACCAACAGCCUCGCACAGGACAGAACAGGUGUCCGAAGGCUACGCUUGGCAAAUCGCGAUUAGUCAUGAUCUGGGGUUAAAGGAAAUGGGGUAAAACAACACCACACACUCUGAGUGACAUGUCAGCUGGACCUCCUGUAUACGCGGAUAGAUAUAUGUGUGUGUACAUGCAUUUAUGUGUUUGUGUACGUGAGAGAGACGCAUAACCCCGAGAUGAUGAGACGACACUCCAAAUGUUACUCACACUACUUUUCACUUUUACAAAAAAAAAAAGAAAAAAAAAGAAGAAGAAGAGUGUGUCAGGUUCACUGAGAAACAAAGAGUGUGUGUGUGUGUGUGUGAGCGUUUGCCCAUAUUUAUCUCAUCAGCCAUCAAGUGCCAACUCACUGCCGCAGUCUCGCGCAAAACGUUUUUGUGCCUUCUAACGCUUCUCGUCAGUAUUUCAACGGUGAAAUUGAACUAUUAACAAACUCCAGGCAAUCAGAAUCUGCAGUUAACCCGACCGAGUCUUUCUCCUCCGUUUGAUAUCAUUCCUGACAGCCUCGGUUUGUAAAAUGUUCUGUGAGAUGCAGUUUCUAGUCCACAGAGCUGUGUUUUUUUUGUAUAUUAUCCUGGUGUAUCAUUUUUUGAGAAAGGCUGUGAAAAUUAUUGUUGUUCUAUUAACUAGAGUUUCAUUCACACAUGCACAGCUAACCCGUUCGCUGGCCAUUUUUUUUUUUUUUAAAUAAAUAAAUGAGAUACUUUUUCUUGAUAUUUUGUCUUUUGUCGUUCUUAUUCGGAUCACGCAUUGUUGUGUUUCAUGAUCGUAAAAAUCUAUAUUAACUCUAAAAGUACGACCAACUUUGAAGUUAGAGGGUUUAAACUUUUAAAAAAUCGCUUUUUUUACCACUUAAAAUUUAGUCUUGAUCUAAUUAUUGGUCGGCUCUAUUCGAAGAAUGCAUUUGUUUUUUGGCAAAAGCUGCAAAAAUUAAGUAAAAAUCCAGUUUAAUGUGAUUAUUUCUCUGCUGUUUUGAUCAUAAAUGGCUCUAUUAAGUAAUUUUCAGGCAAAAAUGUUGAACAUUUGCAGUCUGCAGCUUCUUCAUUGUGAGGAUUUGCUGUUUUUUGUUGUUCUUCCAUGAGCGGGAAUAAAAGUCUUUAGUUUUUCAUCUGUUGGUG
Messenger RNA from Xyrichtys novacula (pearly razorfish), 4074 nucleotides. NCBI's taxonomy places the organism in Eukaryota, Metazoa, Chordata, Actinopteri, Labriformes, Labridae. The record is from the annotation of a GenBank genome assembly.